CCUACUUUCCUUUCCCCUCCUCUCCUCUCCUCUCUCGCCAUGCCGGAUCCAUCCGUCUGUCUCGCCCACAGUUGCAGCGCAUUUGUGUCCCGGGAUGACCUGUUGAUGUCGGCUAAAGAUGGAGUGCCAGGAUCGCCCUCCGCUGUAGACCCCCCGCUUCUCCUUUAAAAAAUACCUUAAGAAUCUUAGUUCCUCAGAGUGAAGAUAGCCCCGCGUGGUUCCCGAGUCCGCUUUUUGGUGGAGAUGCAAUAAAGCAUUUAUUCGCUGUGAUAUAGCAUAAGCGACAUUUUGGAGGGGGAACAACGCGUGUCUGUCCCAUGUCGGUAGCUGCCAUUCGGCCGGAGGAGGAGGAGGGAACUCGGUCUUAACGGACAUCACACCGCGCUGGCACGGAGCGGAGGGGAGACGGGAACUGCUGAAUAUUUUAACCCCCCCCCCCCCCGACUAUUUUUGUGCCACAUUUCAUACCCCUGGUCCCCCAGACGAUAAACGUGUGUGUUGAGGGCAGUUAAAAACCAUCAUUGACAUUCAAAAAUAAAAAAGAGGAGCUCUCUCGUUCUCCUUUUUUUUGUCCAUUUUCCGCUGCCGCCCCCUCCCUCGCUCCCUCCCUCCGCUGAAUGCACGCACACACCGGCCCGGGCCAGUUGAGGACUCCCAAAUCCUACCGGGCAUCGAGGCUGGCACACGGCGGGGCACCGAGAGCUCUCUGCCCGCUCUGACUGCCCUGCUGCACCGCUGGUGGCGGCGGGCUGUUUCUCUCCGAGGCGUCCGCCAGCGAGACUCUGCGAGACUUUCAUACCCUGUGGUGCUGGGCAGAGCGUUAUGGCUCAGACGCUGCAGAUGGCGAUCCCUAACUUUGGCAACAAUGUCCUGGAGUGUCUGAACGAGCAGCGGCUGCAGGGCCUCUACUGUGACGUCUCCGUGGUCGUCAAGGGACAUGCCUUCAAGGCCCACCGUGCAGUGCUGGCAGCCAGCAGCUCCUACUUCCGGGACCUGUUCAAUGCUGGGGGGAAGAGCUCGGUGGUGGAGCUACCCCCGGCCGUGCAGCCGCAGAGCUUCCAGCAGAUCCUGGCCUUCUGCUACACGGGGCGCCUCAGCAUGAAUGUGGGAGACCAGUUUCUGCUCAUGUACACCGCCGGCUUCCUCCAGAUCCAACAGAUCAUGGAGAAAGGCACUGAGUUUUUCCUCAAGGUCUCCUCUCCAAGCUGUGACUCCCAGGGUCUCCACACCGAGGAGACCCCAUCCUCUGAGCCUCAGAGCCCUGUCACUCAAACAGUGGGAGUGGGCGGAGUUGGCAUCGGUGCUGCCACUGUAGGGAGGCCCGCCUCCUGCCUGACACCCCUUCCCCUCGUGUCCAAGGUGAAGACUGAACAUAUAGCCACAACACCUCAGCCAGCCCCACAACCACAGCAGCCGGAGGGCUCUCCCUACUCUGUGGUCUGCACCCCUGUGGCCAAGCGGCUAUGGGAGGGGGGUAACCGUGAUGGGGGAGGGGGGUCAGGAGGGGGCGGGGGCGGCGGGAUGAGGAAGGCCGCACGCUACUCUUCCUCCUCCUCUUCCUCGUCCUCUUCUAAUACAAUAACCCAGGACGCCUCUGGCCGCGGACCUGCCGCUAACGCCUCUCUGGUGGGCAGUGGAGGCAGCGCUUUAGUGGGAGGAGCUGUGCUUAACAGUAACCACAAUAAUAACAACAACAACGGCGGCACCCCAGAGGGUACGAGCCCGGGCACCCUGAGCCUGUACACCAGCGACUCGCCCAUCAGUUACCACGACGAUGAGGAGGAGGAUGAUAUAGCAGAUGAGACUGAAGAGCAGUACAGACAGAUCUGCAACAUGUACACCAUGUACAGCAUGCUGAACGCCGGAGCAGCAGUUGUCGGGGAGCGGGUGGAGGCCCUGCCAGACUUAGCCCCAGACUCAGGGGGCGGGCGGGGGGGCAGAGGGGGGCGGUCCCGGCAGGAACUGGCAUCGCUGCCCGCCGAGCUCAUCAGCCAGAUCGGAAACCGCUGCCACCCAAAGCUGUACGAGGAAGGAGACCCGGCUGAGAAGCUGGAAUUGGUGAGCGGCACCUCUGUGUUCAUCUCCCGCGCCCAGCUCAUGAACUGCCACGUCAGCGCCGGCACCCGCCACAAAGUGCUGCUCAGACGCCUUCUGGCGGCGUUCUUCGACAGGAGCACUCUGGCUAACAGCUGUGGAACCGGCAUCCGCUCCUCAACCAACGAUCCCAGUCGUAAACCUCUGGACAACAGAGUGCUGCACGCUGUCAAAUUCUACUGCCAGAAUUUCGCACCGAGCUUCAAGGAGAGCGAAAUGAACGCCAUCGCUGCCGACAUGUGCACCAACGCCCGCCGCGUUGUCCGCAAGAGCUGGAUCCCCAAACUGAAACUGCUGAUGGCCGACAGCGACGCCUACUCCGCGUUCCUGGCCGACAGCGUGAAGAUGGAGGCCGACGCGUUGGGGACGGAGCAAGGUUUCGACCCCGCCUCACUGGAAGCCGUGGCUGCAGCGGCAGCAGCCAACAACAGCGAAGCGGGAAGCGGAGCCACACCGGCAGACGGCCUGCAGGGGGCAGGGGGAGAUAGCAGCACUUUGUUUUGAGUGAGUGAACGGACAGACAGAUAGAAUGGACAGAUUGAUGGAAGGAGGGGUGGAAUAUCUCUGGGGUGAUGAGAACAGAACGAUGGCCACUCUGGUCUUGAUGACAGUAAUCACUCCUCCCCUAGCCCGCUAUAUGUUUGGGGAUCUGUUUCUUCAGUUUGUUCUGCUUGCCUUCCUUUGUUUGUCCACGUUUCUGUCUGUCUCCACAGCUCAGAAUGAAUCUCUGCAGUUUGUUCUUGAAUGCUCUUGUGGAGAGAGAUGGAAAACCAUGGUGAAAGGUAGCAGAAGGAGGUUCGCUCCCCCCCAGUUCCUCAUCCUUCUGCAACCUUUAGAAACCUGAUUGUUUCAGCCUUUAUUUUUUAUGUUUUUUAAGAGUGUGUACUGUCACUAAAAACCUUUUCUUACCAUAAUCGAUC
Messenger RNA from Pelmatolapia mariae (spotted tilapia), 3014 nucleotides. It is a transcript of the gene nacc1b, whose product is annotated as nucleus accumbens associated 1, BEN and BTB (POZ) domain containing b. The coding region runs from base 823 to 2598 and encodes 591 amino acids. Gene Ontology annotation, biological process: regulation of transcription by RNA polymerase II. The transcript has 8 exons. The record is from RefSeq and is a predicted model, not a curated record. Lineage: Eukaryota; Metazoa; Chordata; Actinopteri; Cichliformes; Cichlidae. Gene Ontology annotation, molecular function: DNA-binding transcription factor activity, RNA polymerase II-specific; RNA polymerase II cis-regulatory region sequence-specific DNA binding; protein binding.